CGGGCCCGGACCUUCCACACCGCACAGCGCCGCACCUCGCACCCCGUCCGUCUCCGUCCAGUCGCCCGCGCCGCACAGCCCUCUCCAGCCCCGGGCCCACCCCGCCCCGUGACCAUGUUGGUGCUUCUGGUCUUUAUCAUCAUCUUCCACAUCACCUCCUCAGCCCUGCUGUUCAUAGCCACCAUCGACAAUGCCUGGUGGGUAGGAGAAGGCUUCUCUGCCGAUGUCUGGAGAGUGUGCAGAAAUGACUCGAAUUGUACAGAAAUCAAUGAUUCCUUCUCAGAAUACGCCACGCUGCAGGCCGUGCAGGCCUCCAUGAUCCUCUCCACCAUCCUGAGCUGCAUCGCCUUCCUCAUCUUCCUGCUCCAGCUCUUCCGCCUCAAGCAGGGAGAGAGAUUCGUUUUAACCUCAAUCAUCCAGCUCAUGUCGUGUCUGUGUGUCAUGAUUGGGGCUUCCAUUUAUACAGACCGGCGCCAGGACUUUCACAACAACAACUAUGGCUAUUAUGGCUCCCUGAUGGCGGAAGGCUACUACGGCUACUCCUUCAUCCUGGCCUGGGUGGCCUUCGCCUUCACCUUCCUCAGUGGCCUCAUGUACCUGGUCCUGAGGAAGCGCAAAUAGAGCUGCGGGCGCCGCCCGUCUCCCUGCAGCUUUUGAGACAGGAGAGAAACCUCUGCUGUGACAAGCAUUUGGGAACCUGGAAAAGAGACACUGGUGUAAGACAGGAAGCAUCUGGCAGAUCCUCAAGGAAACACAAUCAGCCCAGGCUUGUGGUCAUCACCAGCUACCCAAGGUCAUCUACAAGGUUAGCGAAGGCAUCCAAGAAGCAAGUGUUAGGACCAAAUCUGUUAUUGUAUCUGAGGGAACUGUAGUUUGCAUAUCUUAUGUGACUUAAAAAAAAUAAAGUACUGUAAUUCAUGGGGGGAGGGGUGAGACGGAGUCAGACUAACUUGUUUGUUUUGCAUUAAAAUGAUUCUGGGUUUCUGUUGAAAUGUGUUUGGAGAAUGCUUAGUAGGUUGCUCUGCACAAACAUGUGUGCACAGAUAUGAAUUCGGGAAAAUUACAGAACUCUUGUCCUCAUACCCUGCUGCAUUGUAUGUAGACAGGCUGACGUCCUACGAUUCUCUGUAAAUCUCACUCAGAACACAGCCACCUUGGGGAGCUAGGGUCAGCAAAAUCUGCCCUAGUGGAGAAUUAAAUGUACAGGUUACUGGCCACGCAGCAAGUGACACCAUUUUUUUUUUUUUAUUUUUGCAAAUCAGAAAAGGCCAUAGUGGUUAAGGAAAUGGCUACAGAAAGGCUGAGAGGUUAAUGAUCAAAUAAAAAUAACCUUUGAGGACAAAGGUGAUUUUAUGGUAGAUGCUUUCUACUUAAAUAUCUUUAAGAUAGUCCAUUUGCUAUGUUUCAUGUUAUCUGAAACUGUGUGAAAGAUAAAAUAUAAAACCAAAUGGCCCAGAGGGACAGAGUCCUGUGUUCCCCACCAGGAUGGAGGGGUGGGAGGCUGCCAGUCCCCUCAUCAAGAGGCUGGGUGGGGCUCAGUGAUUAAGCGUUUGCCUAAGAUCCUCAGUACUGAGAAUAAGAUAAAACAUGUAUAAUACCAUAUGCUUCUCUCAGAAGGCCAGCUGGUAUAGUUACACAAACUCCCACUGAAGGCAUGGCUCAAGUGGUAAAGCAUUUACUUAGUAAAAUAAUAAAGAUUUGUAAAUCAAGGUAAGAAUCCAAAGCUACCGAGAUUAAUGGAAGUCUAGUGGAGAGAUCACAUUAGACGGAGGUAUUCACUCAACACAUUUCUGCGUUGGCAGAACAGUACUGUGAACGCCGAACAUUUCAAUGGCACAAAAAUGAAAGAGGCACUUUUGCCACCCGGUGGCCAUUUGUCCAAAUUGUUCGUUUAGGUUUGGAGAUGAGAAAUUGCAGUUGCUGAAUUGCCCUUAAAGACAGUGCUCCAUCCCCCUCAACAGUUGGGUCAUGUUCCCUUGACUUGGAUCUCAAAUACAUACAUUUCUGCCUUAACUAAAGUCUCGAUCAGAAACAAAGCUACUUGGCUUGGCCAGAUACAAACUCCUAUCUCCUUGCUCACUGCCAUUAUGGUGUGUGUGUGUGUGUGUGUGUGUGUGUGUGUGUGUGUGUGUGUGUGUGUGUGUGUAUUCCUAGGCUGACCUGAAAUUCACUAUGUAGCCCAACCUGGCCUCAAACUUGAGAUCCCCUGUCUCAGCCUCUCAAGUGCUGGGAUUAUAGAUAUGAACCACCACAUCUGGCUCUUGUGUACUUUUUACUUGCUCAUCUCUGGUGGACCCCAGGACCCCACUAAAUUGGUCAAGAGGACAGGGACUAGAUUAUAGUUGUAAUUCUAUACAUUAGUGAUUGGGUCAAUAUCUGCCCAUAGUAUAUGUCCCCUAGUUCAUCGAUGGGAGAAUCUAUGAAUGAAGAAUCCACUGUGAAAAUGUAGUAGGUGGAUGGAAAUAAAGUGUUGGGUUGUUUGAGCUGUGUAUCUGUUAUGCCAGAUAUCUCUUAACUACUAAUUCCCUCUACAUCUUGAGCUAUCAUCCAGUUUACCAAGUUUAGACUCCUCAUUGGUCAGAGCGAUAACCACUGCCUGGGAAUUUACCAAAUCAGGUGUAUACAGUCUAUUGGUCCAAAAUAAGACCUCUAAUCUGUCUAAACUAAUAAUUUAUCCCCUAAGUCUUUGGGCUUGCUACCCUAGAGUCUCAGUAAAUGAGUAAGAUAUGGGUACAUGUUAUUGGCUAAUGAUGGAGGUGAUAGACAAAAUGUUUGAGCCCAAAGGAAACUGACUUCAACCUAAUUAAUUCAGCUCCUAGCAUGGUCAGCUUGGCUUUGGGCCUUUUGAUCAAUUUGAGAUAUCAGAAAGUGGCCAGACGGCUAAGAAUGUGGCUUAGCGGUAGAGUGC
Messenger RNA from Perognathus longimembris pacificus (Pacific pocket mouse), 2908 nucleotides. It is a transcript of the gene Emp2, whose product is annotated as epithelial membrane protein 2. NCBI's taxonomy places the organism in Eukaryota, Metazoa, Chordata, Mammalia, Rodentia, Heteromyidae. The transcript is spliced from 6 exons. The record is from RefSeq and is a predicted model, not a curated record. Gene Ontology annotation, cellular component: plasma membrane. Bases 115 to 621 code for a protein of 168 amino acids.